Molecule: messenger RNA, 1541 nt
Organism: Hevea brasiliensis (rubber tree)
Lineage: Eukaryota; Viridiplantae; Streptophyta; Magnoliopsida; Malpighiales; Euphorbiaceae
Product: anthocyanidin 3-O-glucosyltransferase 5
Exons: 1
Coding region: 142-1362 (406 amino acids)
Molecular function (GO): UDP-glycosyltransferase activity
Source: RefSeq, a predicted model, not a curated record
UCUAACCUAUAAUUUGAGGGUAACUUAUAAUUUGUGAUUUUGAGAGUUACUUAUAAUUUUCUCUCAACUUCUAACCUACUUUUCAAGUGCAGUGUUUCCACUGCCUUUUCAUCUCUAUUUCCACAGUUCCCUCCAAGUUUCAUGGCCAUGGCGACCGUAGGCGCAAAACCUAAACCCCAUAUAAUAUUACUAUCAAGCCCUGGCUUGGGUCACCUGAUCCCGAUUCUCGAACUGGGAAAAAGUCUAGUCAGACUCUGCAACUUUGAUGUGGUUAUAUAUGUGGUAGAAACUCACACAUCUCCAGUUGAAACUCAAGUUCUCCAGUCAGCCAUGAUCCCAAAACUCUGCGAAAUCAUCCAACUCCCACCAGUUAACAUUUCCGGCCUGAUCGACCCUGGAGCCACCGUCGUUACCCAACUUGCUGUUAUGAUGAGAGAAAUCAGGCCAGCUUUCCGAUCGGCAGUAUUUGCUCUCAAGUUUCGACCGGCAGCCAUAAUCGUGGACAUCUUUGGAACUGAAUCUUUGCAGGUAGCUAAAGAACUUGGCAUCCCAAAGUAUGUGUACAUGGCUUCUAAUGCAUGGUUUUUAGCUCUUACUUUACAUGUACCAACCCUAGAUAAAGAGGUGGAGGGAGAGUUUGUUUCUCCUCUCGGACCGUGUGGCUCAAAUUGUGAGUUGCUCGAUUGGUUAGACCAGCAACCCAAAGAGUCGGUGGUUUAUGUGUCAUUUGGAAGUGGUGGGACUUUGUCUGCGGAGCAAAUGAUGGAGCUUGCUUGGGGUCUUGAGCUGAGCCAGCAGAGAUUUAUUUGGGUGGUUCGCCCACCCACCACAAAGACAGGAGAUGGAGCAUUUUUCACUCAAGGCGGCGGUGAAGAUGACAUGUCAGGGUACUUCCCUGAUGGGUUCUUGAGCAGGAUCCAGAAAUUAGGUCAGGUGGUUCCACAAUGGAGCCCACAAGUUCAGAUCAUGAGCCGCCCAUCAGUGGGAGCAUUUUUAUCACAUUGCGGUUGGAAUUCUAUCUUGGAGAGCAUCACCGAAGGAGUGCCUAUUAUUGCAUGGCCAUUAUAUGCAGAGCAGAGGCUGAACGCGACGCUGUUGACGGAGGAGCUUGGCAUAGCAGUUAGGCCAAAGAAUAUACCGGCGAAAGAAGUAGUGAAGAGGGAGGAGAUAGAGAGGAUGAUUAGAAGAAUUAUGGUUGAUGAAGAAGGAAGGGAAAUAAGAACGAGAGUUCGAGAACUCAAAGAAAGUGCAGAGAAGGCUGUAAGUGAAGGUGGUUCAUCGUACAAUUACAUGUCUGUAUUGGGUAAAGAGUUGGAGAAAAGCUGGAAUGGCAGAGCCCAGAGGCGUACACUGACAUUGUAGUAGUAGAAGACAAAUGAAAUAAAUACCGGUACCUCAAACCAGGUCCUGAUCGAGACAUCCCUCUAAUGGCAAUUGUAAUGGAUGCCGAAAUGUUUGUUAUUAUUUUCUGUAUUGGAUUUAGUAGUUGCUUAAAUGAAUUAAUUAGAUGAAAUUGCCAAGGGGCCAAGAAUUUAUAUCAA